This is a messenger RNA of Chiroxiphia lanceolata (lance-tailed manakin), 9361 nucleotides long. RefSeq names its product tankyrase (gene TNKS). The record is from RefSeq and is a predicted model, not a curated record. Gene Ontology annotation, molecular function: protein binding; NAD+ poly-ADP-ribosyltransferase activity. The transcript is spliced from 28 exons. Gene Ontology annotation, cellular component: nucleus; cytoplasm. NCBI's taxonomy places the organism in Eukaryota, Metazoa, Chordata, Aves, Passeriformes, Pipridae. The coding region runs from base 37 to 3948 and encodes 1303 amino acids.
GCAGUGACGGGGCGGGAGGGGCGGAGCGGCGCGAAGAUGGCGGCGGUGCCGCCGCGUCGCUCCCAGCACCACCAUCACCACCACCACCCGCCGCCGCCGCCCGGGCCAGCCUCGCCGCCGCCCGCCGCCGCCUCGCCGCCGCGCAGCCCCAGCCUGGCGCCGGCCGCGCAGCGCCACAGCCUGGCCGGCCCCGAGGGCGAGGCGCCCCCCGACGCGGACCGGCCUCCGGCCGCGGAGUGCUCGGAGGGCGCGGGCGCCGCCGUGCCGGGCCCGCCGCCGGGCUCGGGCAGUAGUUCCAGCGGCUCCUCCUCGUCCUCCUCCUCCUCGUCCGCGUCGUCGUCGGCGGCGUCGAGCCCGGCGGCGGAGAGCCCCGAGGCGGCGGGCCCGGGCGCGGCGAGCGGCGCGUUCCGCGAGCUGCUGGAGGCCUGCAGGAAUGGGGACGUGACGCGCGUGAAGCGCCUGGUGGACACGGGCAACGUGAACGCCAAGGACAUGGCCGGGCGCAAGUCCACGCCGCUCCACUUCGCCGCCGGUUUUGGAAGGAAGGAUGUUGUAGAGCACUUGCUACAGACAGGAGCCAAUGUUCACGCUCGUGACGAUGGAGGGCUGAUCCCCCUUCACAACGCCUGCUCCUUUGGUCAUGCAGAAGUGGUCAGUCUGUUACUGUGUCAAGGGGCCGACCCAAAUGCCAGAGACAAUUGGAACUACACUCCUUUGCAUGAAGCUGCUAUCAAGGGGAAGAUAGAUGUGUGCAUUGUGCUGCUGCAGCACGGAGCUGAUCCAAACAUUCGGAACACCGAUGGGAAAUCUGCGCUGGAUCUGGCAGACCCUUCAGCAAAAGCUGUACUCACGGGAUUAGUUGGCUCUAUAGAGCCGUUCAUGAUGGGUAUAUACUGUGAUGCAGAAAGCACAGAGGAAUCCCAGGAAGAGAACAGAGACCAGUCUAUUUGCAGAGGAGGUGAAUACAAGAAGGACGAACUCCUGGAAGCUGCUAGGAGUGGUAAUGAAGAGAAACUGAUGGCUUUACUGACUCCUUUAAAUGUGAACUGCCAUGCAAGUGAUGGGCGUAAGUCCACUCCUUUACACCUAGCAGCAGGCUACAACAGAGUGCGGAUAGUCCAGCUUCUGCUUCAGCAUGGUGCCGAUGUGCAUGCAAAGGACAAAGGUGGUCUUGUGCCUCUUCAUAAUGCAUGUUCAUAUGGACACUAUGAGGUUACAGAGCUGCUGCUUAAGCAUGGUGCCUGUGUGAAUGCUAUGGACCUCUGGCAGUUUACCCCCCUGCACGAGGCUGCUUCCAAGAACCGCGUGGAGGUCUGCUCCCUCCUGCUGAGCCACGGGGCAGAUCCCACGCUGGUCAACUGCCACGGCAAGAGCGCCGUCGAUAUGGCUCCGACGCCUGAGCUCAGGGAGAGACUGACCUAUGAAUUCAAAGGACACUCUUUACUGCAAGCAGCCAGAGAGGCAGACCUAGCCAAAGUGAAAAAGACACUUGCUUUGGAGAUCAUUAAUUUUAAGCAGCCACAGUCUCAUGAGACUGCACUGCACUGUGCUGUGGCUGCUGUGCAUCCCAAGCGGAAGCAAGUUACAGAACUAUUGCUCAGGAAAGGAGCAAAUGUUAAUGAGAAAAACAAAGACUUCAUGACACCUUUACAUGUUGCAGCUGAAAAAGCUCAUAAUGAUGUCAUGGAAGUUCUGCAUAAACAUGGAGCAAAGAUGAAUGCACUGGACACACUUGGUCAAACAGCGUUGCACAGGGCUGCAUUAGCAGGUCACUUGCAAACCUGCCGGCUGUUGCUGAGUUACGGCUCUGAUCCUUCCAUCAUCUCUUUACAAGGCUUCACAGCAGCACAGAUGGGAAAUGAAGCAGUGCAACAGAUUCUAAGUGAAAGUACACCUGUGCGCACAUCAGAUGUGGAUUAUCGGUUGUUAGAAGCAUCUAAAGCUGGAGACUUGGAAACUGUGAAGCAACUUUGCAGCCCUCAGAAUGUGAAUUGUAGAGAUCUGGAAGGCCGUCAUUCAACGCCACUGCAUUUUGCUGCAGGAUAUAACCGCGUAUCAGUGGUGGAGUAUCUGUUGCACCAUGGAGCAGAUGUGCAUGCCAAAGAUAAAGGUGGCUUGGUACCCCUGCACAACGCCUGUUCUUAUGGACACUACGAAGUGGCUGAACUCUUAGUGAGGCACGGUGCUUCCGUCAACGUGGCCGACCUGUGGAAAUUCACUCCUCUACAUGAAGCAGCAGCAAAAGGAAAAUAUGAAAUCUGCAAACUGCUUUUAAAACAUGGAGCUGAUCCAACAAAAAAGAAUCGAGAUGGGAACACUCCUCUAGAUUUGGUGAAAGAAGGGGACACAGAUAUCCAGGACUUACUGCGAGGAGACGCUGCCUUGCUAGAUGCUGCCAAGAAGGGGUGCCUGGCACGAGUGCAGAAGUUAUGUACUCAAGAAAAUAUCAAUUGCAGAGACACCCAGGGAAGAAAUUCAACACCGCUACACCUUGCAGCUGGUUACAACAAUUUGGAAGUAGCUGAAUACCUUCUUGAGCAUGGUGCUGAUGUUAAUGCCCAGGACAAAGGAGGAUUAAUCCCCCUACAUAACGCAGCAUCCUACGGGCAUGUGGAUAUAGCAGCACUGUUGAUCAAAUACAAUACAUGUGUAAAUGCAACAGAUAAAUGGGCAUUCACACCACUGCAUGAAGCUGCACAAAAAGGAAGGACACAGCUCUGUGCUCUGCUGUUAGCUCAUGGAGCAGAUCCAACCAUGAAGAAUCAAGAGGGUCAGACACCACUAGACCUGGCAACAGCUGACGAUAUCCGAGCUUUGCUGAUAGAUGCGAUGCCUCCAGAAGCUUUGCCUACAUGCUUCAAGCCUCAAGCUACUGUUGUUAGUGCCUCUGUGAUCUCGCCAGCAUCCACACCGUCCUGCCUCUCUGCUGCCAGCAGUAUAGAUAACCUCACUGGGCCACUGGCAGAACUAGCUGUAGGAGGGGCAUCAAACGCUGGUGAUGGAGCAGCAGGAACUGACAGGAAGGAAGGAGAAGUUUCUGGUCUUGACAUGAACAUUACCCAGUUCCUAAAAAGCCUCGGUCUUGAACACCUUCGGGAUAUCUUUGAGACAGAACAGAUAACCCUGGAUGUGUUGGCAGACAUGGGGCAUGAGGAGCUUAAAGAAAUUGGGAUCAAUGCAUAUGGACACCGCCACAAAUUAAUAAAAGGUGUGGAGAGACUUCUAGGAGGGCAGCAAGGCACUAAUCCUUAUUUGACUUUCCACUGUGUGAGUCAGGGGACCAUUCUCCUUGACCUUGCUCCUGACGAUAAGGAGUAUCAGUCCGUAGAAGAGGAGAUGCAAAGUACAAUCCGGGAGCAUCGAGAUGGUGGAAAUGCUGGUGGUAUCUUCAACAGAUACAAUGUCAUCAGGAUUCAAAAGGUAGUGAACAAGAAGUUGCGGGAGAGAUUCUGUCACAGACAGAAAGAGGUCUCAGAGGAGAAUCAUAAUCAUCACAACGAACGCAUGUUGUUUCACGGGUCUCCUUUUAUUAAUGCUAUCAUUCACAAAGGAUUUGAUGAAAGGCAUGCAUACAUUGGAGGAAUGUUUGGAGCUGGAAUUUACUUUGCUGAGAACUCCUCAAAAAGCAACCAAUAUGUGUACGGAAUAGGGGGAGGAACAGGCUGUCCCACACACAAAGACAGGUCCUGUUAUAUCUGUCACAGACAAAUGCUGUUCUGUAGAGUGACCCUUGGAAAAUCCUUUCUUCAGUUCAGCACAAUGAAAAUGGCUCAUGCCCCUCCAGGGCACCAUUCUGUUAUCGGCAGACCAAGCGUGAAUGGACUUGCGUAUGCUGAAUACGUUAUCUAUAGGGGAGAACAGGCAUAUCCAGAAUAUCUCAUUACAUACCAGAUUGUGAAACCAGAAGCUCCCUCACAGACAGCAACAGCAGCAGAGCAAAAGACUUAGUAGCUUCAGAGCAGUGAAGAAGGAUGUGGCUUCAAUCUUGGACUGGAUGGAUACAUGUUUCAGAAAAUCAGUAUCAUAAAGUUCUUAACAACCUGGAAAUAAGCUGUAUGUUUUUUAUAAAGCAUUGCUGUCUUGAUGAAUAUGAUAUGAGUAACUCUUGCAUACUCAAUUGCUACUGUUCCUGUUGAGGAAAGUUUACAAGGGACUGCCUUUUAAUAACAUAUCUCAGGCUCCUAGUCUCUGCAGUUACCGUGUAUAAAAUAAUAUUGUUUUGAUCUAGACCUUGGGAACAUUAUCGUACAAAUGGAAAUCUUUACUGGUGCCAUCUCACAUGUUAAAAUUUCAGACACUACUAUUCUAGUUAUUUUAUUUGCAGAUAAAUUGCAUUAAGCCCAUCAUUUUCUUUUCAGCAUACGUCAUUCAUUUUCUGUUGUCAAGAGAUCCUAUUUAUUCUUCUUUUGUAUUCUGAAGUUGAGCCGGAACCUUCUUGAAGAUAUUUUGCACAAAAGUCGAAUUGACUAAAAUCAUUAACAAUGCAAUAUAAAUUUCAUCUGAGGAGGGGCUAGGUCAAGUUCUUCAAUAUAGGGGUUUUUUGCACACCUCUGAGCAAACAAUAAUAUGAGUGAGUGUAACUUUAGAGUGGAGACAAAUCAUGAUAGUUCUCUGCUUUGUCUGUGUGAGUUUUCUGGGGGAAGCCAGAAAGUGUUUGCAAGGGUAAAACCAGCUCUUGUGCGUGGAGGAACAUCAUAAAACAGGUCCAUGUCCUCUGCUGGCAUCCCUAAAAGAACAUUUUAUAAGGCUCCUAUUAAGUACAUGCAGCUUGUGAACUGUUCUCCAGUUACAGCGGCGUAUGGGUUUCUGGGAGAUAGCAGGUGAACAGUCAGAUUUCAUACACAAGGGCAUAUCUAGUUCAUGUUCCUCUGUAAUAUAAGACCCAGUAAAUGGGUUUCAGGCUGGUAAGGGAGAGUGUGUUAUAGCAGUUUCAUGUCACAUCUUUGCGUGUGACAUCACAGUUGAAGAGCUUAAGGGAUUUACAAAAGUAAUAAUUAUUUUAGAUAUCCAUUUUACAUUUUGAUGAGAACGAAAAUUUAAAAUAUCAGUUGGCAAGUGGAUUUGUUUGCAGGUGUACCAGAGAACAAAGCUAGGAUUUAUUCACUUAAUUCCCUUCUUCCCAAGUUCCCAGGUUUACUUUACAGGGUAGGAGAAAAUUAUUUUUAAGCGUUGUGUAGCACAGAAUCAAACAGUUUCAAAAGUCCCCUUCAUGAUGGACGUGCACUUAACAAAAGUAGCAAGCAAUUUCUUUUUUUGUGGUGUUUUACAGUUUCAGAGAAGGUUGAAAAUCGAGACCUGUUAAUUUUUUUCCUAACAGCCAAUACCAGGACAUGUGCUUCAGUGUUGACCAUGUAACAACUGGAGAAAAAAAUGUUCCUUUGAACACAACAUGCUGUAUAUUUCCCUGUCAACCAGCACUGUUUAGUAUCUGAUGAUCCAGUUCAUGCACUCAGGUUUUAUCCCCCUUAAGGCAAGAAAACGACAGAAUAGUAUGCUUUUAAUUUAUAAAAAUAUAUGUGCUACUCACAAGUGGGAUUUUGCUGACACGUUUGGAUAAAAUAAAGCUGAAGAGCUUUUCACUUUCAACAUUAGGACACAACAUUUUUAUUUUUAACAUUAAGGCAUUAAUGCUGAAGCAAGUUAUCUUCAUAAGGAAUUUCACCCACUGUAAAAUCAGUCACUUGAUGCAAUAUGUCUACCUGAACAUCAUCCGCUUGUAGUAUCUCUAAAGAAAACCUUAGAAAUAGCAAUACUCCAACAGAUCUUGAACUUUGAGUUUUAUUUUUCUUGAGCUGGCAGUGGAUAUAUGGUUCUCACUUCAUUUUGUGACCUGAUUAAAUAUGUAGCUUUAAAGUCCCAGCCAGGCUCUAGCCUAGUUGUCCUUUUAAACAAAUUUCAGUGAUAAAAUCGGGUGCUUGUAUUUUGGCUACUUGUUUCAUAGUGUUAGGAUUGCAGAGAUCACCACUAGGCUUUGAAGCUUUGUAAUCACCAUUAAAGUUUGGGGUUUGUUUUUAAUUUAGUUAAUAAUGGAAUGAGGGAAUGUGCCUAUCUACACUAGGAUUUCUGAUAGCGGCCAGAACGAGUAUUGCUCACUAUCCCCAGUUAGACAUAGUUUUAAAUGGUGAAACAGCUGUGCUGCUUAGGUGAGCAGAAUGGAUAAUCUGGGUAUGGAAGUUAAAAGCUUUACAUCUUUCAAAAACAAAUCUAAAAUCUAAAAACGAAAAGCCCCGCCAAGCCCGCACCGGAUGCUGUUCUUGCUUGUUGUUUCCUGUGUGCUGAUUGAACUAAUGGUUAGUCUGGAUUUCUUCUGCAGCCUUGAACUUCUAGAGGAUAAAAAUAGCCUAGAGAAGAGGAGACUAAGGGGAGACCUCAUUGGUGUCUUCAGCAUCCUCAUGAGGGAAAGCAUAGGAGCAGGUACCUAUCCCUUCACUCUUGUGACCAGUGACAGAACUCAAGGAAAAGGCAUGAAGCUGAGUUGGGGGAGGUUUAGGUUGGAUAUUAGGAAAUGGUUCUUCACCCAGAGGGUGAUUGGGCACUGAACAGGCUCCCCAGGGAAGUGGUCACAGCACCAAGCCUGACAGAGUUCAAGAAGCGUUUGAGCAACGCUCUCAGGCAUUGUGGUGUGACUCUUGGAGUGUCCAGGAGCUGGACUCGAUGAUCCUGAUGAGUCCCUUCCAACUCAGCAUGUUCUGUGAUUCUCUGAUUCUGCUUUCCAGUAUCUUUGAACAGCCAGUGUUAACGUAUCUGAUGUUCUGUGCAGAGUAAAGGUGCUGUGCGAGGAAAUAAUUUUGCAGUGGUUUUUGUCUUGUAAUGACGUGAUCUCAUAUCUGUUUGUGGCCAGACAUAGAGGAAUACCCAGGCCUGAUGAUGCGUCUGUGUGUCGUAGAAACCUGUGCAGGAGUAGCGUAUGUUGUUGUAGCUCCUCUUACAGUUUCAAACAAAGUGAGGAUCUGCCCAUCAAUAUCAAAGUUACCCAUGAAAAACCUGGUUGUGGUUUUGGUGGUAGAGCUGUAUUUGGCAGAUUGUUAAUGGUACAGAUGCUGCUGCUUUAGCUGGGGGUGUUAACUUCAAUGGGACCUUAAAAUGCCAUGCCCCCAUAACCAGGCAGCUGCUGCCUCCUGAGAAAUUAAGCUUUUGACCUCCUGAGAAGUGCAGUUCCCUGAUAAUGGGAUGCUUAAGUGCAGCAUUGAGUCACAAGUGGAGGCACAGUAGGAGCUAAGGCUGUAGGAACACUCUGGGCUAAGCCAUCUCAUAGGCUGGGGAGCCUGGGCACCCCUCAUGGGCUCUAGAAAGAGCUAUUCCCAUUGGGACAGACCACAGUGUGUGCUGGGGAAAGGGGCAAUUUGUCUCUCAGGCCUGUUGAUUUUUGUCAGUGUCCCUUUGAGGCAGCAUUUUGAAACUUCUAUGCAGUUUGAGGACUUUAAUAGGCAAAACUGAAAGAAACUUCACCACAUAACAAACAAGGGAGGAUUCUGCCCUCCAUUGCCGAAACUGUUUCUGUGAGACUGAUGAAUUAGAUAUCUGGUGCAGAGCGACAUUGUAAUAUGAAUGCUGUCAGCAAAACUUCUGUUAGGUUUAAAAGCAGAGUACAGUACCUUAAUAAGGUAUAUUUUAUUUUCCAGUCCUUAUUUUUACCAACCAAUCGUGUUUGAUCCCAGCUCCACAGAGACUGUUACAAACCCCUUGUACUAGUUCCACCAUGUUGCAGUCACUAUUGGUCUGCAGUCCAAGGAAUAAGCAAUGGUUUUCUAACUUCUGUUUUGAGUAUUUGCAUGUGAUGCAAUUGAAUCCCACUGCAUUAAAUAGCAGGAAUUUAUUUUGCCUGCAAACUUACACUUUGCUUGUUGGUAACCAGAGUACCCCAAAAUUCUACACUGAAGCAAAAAGAAAGCCCCACAAAAUGUUGUGCACUGCUGGCUUCGGUGGGCAGCAGGCACAGAAAAGGAAUGUGGUAUAUGGGACAGAGCAGCUUCUGGAGAAGGACACUUUCUUGGCUCUGGAAAGCAGCUGCUCCUAGUGUUUGUUGUAGGUUACAGGAGGCGUCUGCUCUCUGUGAACGCCUGAAGUGCUGAGGGAUGCUAAUGUGUGCCACUGCAUGGCCUCUGGGAACUACUUAACAGUGGCAAAUCUCAAAAAAGACUCCUGCAUCCCUGCAGUGACAUCAGAGUUCCUGCACAGUUUAGGCACUGCUUAGAAUUUCCAUAUGGGACUGUUAACAGAAAUUGCCCAGAAGAGGUUUUUACAAGACGGGUAAAAGGAAGGGUUCAGCCACAAAACAGAUUAGUUUGAACAUCGCUAAUCAUUCUCAGAAGCUGAAUGUCAGGAAAUGUGUGAAUUUAUUUUCAGUGGGAUUCCUCUGUUUCCAUGCUGCUUUGCCACAGAAAAUCUAGCUCAGAAAUCUAAAAGGAGAUGCAUCUAAGGCAUGCUUCAGUCAUGUUAAGGUAUUUUUGCAGUAUUUUAAGCUAUGCUGCAGCCCCAAUAGGGAAGACAUGGGAAAGCACAGAUUCAGUUCUUGCCUCAGGUAGGAAUUGGCUUGUGAACCUCCAAAGACUUGAAUCCAUAGUUCAGAGGUGGUGGCUUGGCACAGUCCCAGAGCAUGUUCUCCUGGUCUUUCAGAGAGCAUCAGGACACGUGCACAGAGGUGCAGUGGUGGUGUUCCCACCUGUCUUGAACACACAGGAGAUGCGAAACCCAGAGGAUCAGGGAACAGUGUAUGUGUGUUAAAAUCUCUGUAGCAACGUGAACGAGCCCAUGAAUCAGUAGGGGAUGUGAGAAGCAGAUGCCUUUCCUGUUGCGCUAACACAUGCCUGUCAGGUUGUAUUAUCUGACUGGUUUUGAUGUACUGGUCUUGCUGGACCUGUUGGUGGUGAGUUUUAGUGUUGGUCCCAUUAAUUACUAAUGUAGAGUAUUAGAGUCUCUGUAUCACAAGAUAAUUUUGACACUUUCUUAACAUCUGCAGAUGUUUCAGCUUUGGAAAUUGAAAUGGGGAUUUUCUGUGCUGCAGUCCCAUGAGCUUGUGCAUCGUCAUUCCUAAUUGCUUUCUCUGGCAACCCAAAUGGCAGUGUACCUGGGGGACUGAAUUUCUAGACCUUUUUUUGUAAAACUUGUUUUCAUAACUAGCCCUGUAUGUGUCCUCUCUUGGUUGCCAAUUACCUGAAGCUGGGAUAUCAUUUAUUUAUUUCCUCCUUUACCUUCUCUCUCAAAGUUGAAGACGAUGGGCAGGUUCUCAGCCUACCUACAUGGUGGACUUUAGGUAACAUCUCUGUAACAACUGAGUUUGAUCUAUAAAUGUGCUUGGCUAAAUGUCUGAUCUGCAAUACUUGUAAUAGUUUAAAAUUCAAUAAAUACAUUUUUAACAGUU